Molecule: messenger RNA, 3123 nt
Organism: Ruditapes philippinarum (Manila clam)
Lineage: Eukaryota; Metazoa; Mollusca; Bivalvia; Venerida; Veneridae
Product: acetylcholine receptor subunit alpha-type acr-16-like
Exons: 6
Coding region: 165-1424 (419 amino acids)
Biological process (GO): nervous system process; chemical synaptic transmission; monoatomic ion transmembrane transport
Cellular component (GO): synapse; neuron projection; membrane
Molecular function (GO): extracellular ligand-gated monoatomic ion channel activity; transmembrane signaling receptor activity; neurotransmitter receptor activity
Source: RefSeq, a predicted model, not a curated record
GUCAUGAGAGUCUCAUUUUGCAUAAUUUAGGAAUUUUGUUUAAAAUAGGAAAUGUGAAGUUAAUAACUAUCACAAGUAACAAGGAAUGCACCAAAGGUUUAUGUAGGCAUUUAUAUUGUACAACAUAAUAAGGUAUUAGGCGUUUACUCUUAAGGUACAAAAGAAUGGACUUCAAGAUAUUAGUACUGCUUCUAGCGUCGACCACAAGAUGUGUCUGUGUGUUCAUAUCAACUCCUACCAGCAACGCUUCAGAAAGACAUCGCCUUUACACGGAACUUUUCGUUAAUCAGGGCUACAACUCUAAGGUUCCUCCAUUCCCAUAUGAAUUAGGCGCUUUUGAUGUAAGCAUAUCUUUCGAGCUUGAAACGAUAAUUGACUUAGAUCAGAUAACAGAAACAUUAAAGACAGCAUCUUAUAUGGUCAUAGAAUGGAACGAUACAUACUUACAAUGGAACAGAACUGAAUAUAACAACUUAUAUUUGACAUUCUGGCCUCAGAACGAUAUUUGGAAGCCAGAUAUAGUUCUAGCCAAUUCAGUUAAAUCGUAUGAAAGUCUUGGACAUGAAACUAUUAUGGUGGAAAAUUUUAGUGAAGGUUUGAUUAGGUGGUACCCUCUUGAGAUGUUUGAAACGUCGUGUGAUAUAGACAUGACUUAUUACCCAUAUGAUGUACAAACUUGUGAAAUACAGUUUAUGUCUUGGAGCUACACUAAAAUUAAACUAACUGCAGAUCCAGACCAUGUGAUGUUGAGCUAUUACGAUACCAACCCUUUAUGGGAAAUCUUAGAAACAAGUGUAAAACAUUCCACUAGAGCUAACGUAGAUGUCCUUAUUUAUGAAAUAAAGUUGCAGCGGAAACCCCAGCACGCACUGUUGACAUUAUUUCUUCCAGUUUUGUUGCUAACAAUUUUAGGACUUUUCGUGUUUGCUAUACCUAAUGGUGGUGAUAGAUCAGGGUACGCGGUUACAGUUUUCCUUGCUUUUUCCGUCUACUUAACUCUUGUAGAUUCUGUUAUGCCACCUAGUUCCCAGAAGAUACCACUCUUUUCGAUAUAUCUAGUAGUUCAAACUGCCCAGUCAACAAUCAUCACAAUUCUAUCUGUACUUUUAACGAAAGCGGAAUUAAUGGACAAAGACUCCACUGUACCACGUUGUCUUGUGUUUCUAGUUAAAAUUAGCACAGUAUGCUGUAGGAAAAAGUUGAAAUCUGACAACGUCUAUACCAUUGAAAGCACUGAAACAGAAGCAACUUCGAAUGACAAGAGCAAUAAGAAUAAGGAGACCAAAGUUGUCACGGAAAAAACGUCUUGUACUUGGGGCAUGGUUGUUGACGCCGUUGAUAAAGUAGCAUCAGUAUUUUUUACUGUCACUUUCAUUGUAACAACCGUAGGUUUCUUUUGUAUAAUCUUUCUUGCAAACAAAUGACUGCUUCACUUGAUGAAAACAAACUUAUUUACAUUUGCUUCAAUGAUAUUUACUACCGAAAAUGAUGUGAAAGUUUUAUCCAACAUUUUGAAGUUUGAAUAGAUCAUUCGAUGUUCUAUAAAUCACGUGUUAAUCUAUAUCUUCUAGCGAGAUAGAAUUCAACACGCGUUCUCGAGAAUAUAUCAAAUGUUCUAUCCAAACUGACGAAUUAAUUAAAGAAAUAGUGUGUUUCACCGUAGAAAUUGGCGAAUUUAUCAUGCUUUGAGAAGUAAUGAUACCACGAGGAUAAUUAUGCCGUCAGGAAUACAAUGAUCCGUCACUGUUGAACACGCAUUAUUUUCAACUGUUCUAAAUUAAGCACGAUAACUAGCCUGUUAAACACUGUCACUGUUUUAAUUCAUAGUUAUCUCUCUGAUUGAUUAACCUAAAACAUAAUAUUAUGUGCACUGUAUAUUCAUGUAUACUACGCAUUUUGAUAAUACAGGACGAACGGCUUACUAUCUCUUAUGUUAUUUUCUGCUACUGUUUUAUACAAAACUGGCUACCAUAAAGUUCACAAGUCACGAUGACUUCAACAACACUAAAAAUGACAAAUAAAAUCUUCAAAUAGAUAUUUUUCAGAAAAAAAAACAUACAUGUUUACCUAUUACUGCUGAUUAUAAAUACAUGUGCUGUAUACAGGACAUGUGUAUAUAUGUACACGUGUAUUCACUUUAUAAAAUGUAAUAUGAACAUACGGAAAAUGAUAAAACUUCUUAACAAGGAUUUACUUUCAUUCUUUAGAAUUUUCUCAUUUUAUUAUGUUUCAUCCAGGAACCGUUAAAUACUUUGAUAGCGAAAAUUUAAAUUUAUUUAAAUCUAGAAAAUUCUUGCUAAAUUUAUUGAAUUUGAAUAAGAUAAUGCACAAACUAUGUUUAGGAAGCUGUGUCAAGAGACAUUUGUCCUAUCUGACAAUCUCUAGUAUACGUUUAUCAUUGCGGAUGAUCACGUGACCAAAAUCGUACAAUGGGCUCAUAAAAUGGCGGCAAAACGCUCGGUAAAAGCAGUGAAAUUGAAGUAAGCAUACAGUUAACGUUAAAUUUAUAUGUAAAACUACGCCGCACGGAACUCCUGUAUAAAGACCACGUACAGUUUGUUAUUGGUUAUUUUGUAGAUCUCUCUGUUUAGGCCUGAAAGUCGAAAAAAUUGUUUUAAGUACAAUGGCCGAACAGGUACUAAAAUACGUUGUUUUCAGUAAAAGAAACGCAUUUUGAGCAAAAUAAGCAAUGACAUCUUGUGCACAAUUGGAAGUUUGCCCGUCAAGAAUUAUUUCCAUCCUUUGUAAAGUUGCAUAACGAAGUUGUGCAUCUUUUUAAAAACGAGUACAAUGGACGAACUAAAUUUAAUGAGUACAAUGGCCGAACGAUUUUAUUGCCUGUCCUAUUUCGUCAAAUUUUUCAUUGAAUUAUGCUUGUUUCUCGCUUCCUGUCUUUGAAAUCUUAUAAAUAUGAUAUUUGAAAAUGAAAAGUAGGAAGAAGUAUUAAAUUAAAUGAAUUCAGUUUGCUUGCUAUAAAUUCUCAUCUUACGAGUAGUAGUAUUUUGCUUUGGUAACACACGUGUACAUCAUAUAGAAUGAAUUCAUUUCACCAGCAAAAUAUAUGUUUCAAUCACAUACAUAAUAUUGUCAAUUAUUUUGGAAAUAAAGUCAGAUUUUGUUGUU